Pelobates cultripes (western spadefoot toad) is the source of this 27412-nucleotide messenger RNA. NCBI's taxonomy places the organism in Eukaryota, Metazoa, Chordata, Amphibia, Anura, Pelobatidae. The record is from the annotation of a GenBank genome assembly.
AUGAUGGUCCUCACUCUUCUGUCUUUCAUCCUUGUCCUUGCUGGACAGACAGCGGGAACAAUUAUCGAAGUUCCGAAUGGAGCUCAGUGGGGUACAUGGGGUACACUGGAUAAAUGUGCUCCUGGGACCGUGGCAAAAGGCUUCACCCUGAAGGUAAAAUCAGCUUUCAGCUCAUAGAAUAAUUGGAGGAAAAUAAGUCAAAUUGUUUCAUACUUACCAUAAACCAACUCCAUUGCAAAUUAUAAACCUGACCAGGAAUAGUGCAAAUUAUAGAGGUAGAAGUAUAAAAUUCUGGGGAAUCUUGCAGUACUUAAAAAUUAUUACUAACAUUUUGACCUGAUGAAACAAUCAGCUUGUUCACAACUUCUAAAUCAAAGUAACAUUUUUUAAACAGUCAGAUGAAGAGCUCGUAGGAGCCGAUAAGUAGACCAGGCUGUGCACCUGCAAUCAGCAAGAACUACUAAGAUUCAACCUUGCUCUCACAUUGUCAAAUAAUGUCUUGAUCAAUGAUGAGAUGGUAUUUGGCAAUUAAAUUACUCACCAAAGCCCGGUUAGCACCCCCUUCAAAUAAAACAUUUUAACAAAAAAAUGAUGCAGAUUGCUAGAUCCUUGUUAAAUCUGGUUAGAUCAAUUGUUGUUUGUGUUAGAUCUAGCAUAAAAGAAGCAAUAUUAAGAAUUCAUAGUGAUUAUGUGAAAUAUAUGCAAUUAUGUGAGAUCUAAAUUUUUGCCUAAAUGACCUAAGCACAGCUAAAUCCAAAGGCCACUACUCCAUACUAAUUCUUCUUGACCUCUCUGCUUCCUUUGACACUGUUGAUCAUGCUCUCCUUCUCCAAACUCUUCAAUCCCUUGGUCUCUAAGACACGUCCUCUUGUGGUUCUCCUCCUAUCUCUCCCAACAUUCGUUCAGUCUCUCCUUUUGCAACCUGUCUCGGUUGGAGUCCCUCAAGGAUCUGUUCUUGGUCCCCUUCUGUUCUCUCUUUAUACAGCCUCUUUUGGCAAACUAAUUUACUCCUUUGGAUUCCACUACCAUCUGUAUGCCAAUGAAACCCAGAUAUAUCUCUCCUUCCCUGAUCUCUCCCCCGCGGUCCUGCAACGUGUCACUGCUUGCCUUUCUUCAAUCUCUAAUUGGAUGUCCUCCAGCUUUCUGAAACUCAAUCUCUCUAAAACUGAGCUUCUUAUUGCUCAUAAUGCUGAUCCUCCUCCUUCGCUCUCCCUUGCAUCAGUCUAUUAUUGCAAGCUCGUUGUCAUGGUGUUAUCUUUGAUCCUGGCUCUACAUAUCCAGUAUGUUGCUAAAACUUGUCGAUUCCACCUUAAAAAAUAUCACCCGCUGUACUGUACCUUGCAAACACAGACAAGCUUACAUGUACACACAAACUUAGUACAGACAAACUCUCUGACACACAUAAGCUUACUACAGACAAACUCACUGGUAUACACAAAGAUGCAUACUACAGACAAGCUCAUUGACACACAUGUCACUACAGACAAGCUCACUGACACACACAUACAUGCUCAAUACAGACAUGCUUACUGACACACACUACAGCUCAAAAGAUCACUCUCACUCACUAGCUGCAGUGUAUUUGAAGCCUACCUGGUACUGCAGUCUGUUCCUGUAGUACCCUGGGAGAUGAGGAUUCCAUUUCCUGGCCUCUUCCUGGUCAGCAGCUUGAGAUCGGGGGUGGAGCUUGCAAUCAGGGGUGGGGCUUGUAAAUUGUGGGCAAAGCUUGAGUGCCAGAAAGCUCCCUCCCUGCAGUGCUAACUCCGGCACCAAGCUCCCCCCUCCAUAAUUCCUUAGGACUCACAGUCCUCACAGUCUGAGGGAAAAAUACCAAAUGGUAUUAGUUAUAGGUAUUAGGGCUCUCUCCCCGGCCCCAAGUGCUGCUGCCCACUGUGAAAUUUUCGGGUAUCCCGGUGGGCCAGUCUGGCCCUGCCUAUAGGUGUCAAUUCAAAAUACUAACAUAAAUACUAACUAAAUACUAACCCUUUAUCCAGAAAAAGAUGUUGCACUAGAGUAUUACUAUGUGUAUCUAGUAAGUAUAUAUCUCACCAGUAAACCUUCAUAAUAAUCAUCUGAAAAGAUACAUAUAGACAAUAUAGUGCAGACCAUCUGAUUGUAAAAUAUUCUUGUAGUGCACACUUAAAUAGAAAAAUGGGAGUUCACACUCACAUUUCCCAGAGCCUAAUGAACCCUGGCUCUGGGUGGGAUAAGCUUCUAUGGAGAGGGAAAUGUUCCCACAAUCUGGUUCCUCAGAGAGACCAAACUUUCUUCUGCAGCACUGUAUGGGAGACACAACCAGGAGCACACCAAUAGCAUACUAUAAAAUAAUAUAUUUAUUAGUAAAACAAUUAAAACUGCUAACUCAGCAAGAUAUGGGCUUGUGACAAAUAAGUUCCCACUAAAAGCGCUUGUUUAAAAGUCAAUUGCUCCUGUCACUUCCUUGUUGCUGGUCCUGGCUCCGCCAAACUUAUGACGUAACAUGUUUCAUCCAUGUGACCUGGGCUUCCUCAGAUGUCCUCUUCAUGCUGCUUGCUGUCCAUUUGUAUCCAAAGCUCCUCCCCCCUUCAUUUCUCAUUGGCUGGGUUCACACAGUUUGUAAGUCGCUCAUCUCUUGCUCACAUUUGUUCAUCCUAAUGGAGCUGAUAUGAUUCUAACCAGUUACAGCUCACCAUAUAUACAUCUCAUCCGUUAACAUAAUAAGUAUACAUAUGGGGAAAUAAAGAAAAACAUCAUUAUUCUCUAGAUAAGUACAUUGUCCUCUCCCUUAUAUUGCAGUCACCAAUCUUAUAUUAACAUUUGUCAUUUCUGCUUAUAUUCCUAUUGGCUUUAGGGUAGUGUGACGAAGUGCCCUUUGCCACUUGUGCCUGGAGGGGACUACUGGCUAGUCUCCUGCCUUCCGACUAUCACCCCUGUGCUGAUAGCUGUAUUUUACUCUGCAGAAAGAAAUUUCUGCCGGGGCGUUCGGGACUUUCAUUAAGUGAGUAGUGCAACCCCAGAUAGCUAUGCCAUGGAGCCUAUUCGUGUAACGAAAGACAGAGCGCCGCUGGCCUUUGCCCCCAAGCAACACCAGCUGUUUGCCUAGCUGCAUCAGAGAGACCGAGAGUGCUGUGCUGACCCACUACAAACUUGAACCUACAGGCCAGUACCAUUUAUUGUGGGGGGGUUACACUGCGUAUAUUUCUUUGUGGGUGGGCUGCCCGACUAACCGGCAGAUGUGUGAUGAAGUGCCCUUCGCCACUUGUUCCUGGAGAGGACUACUGGCUAGCCUCCUGCCUUCCGACUAUGGCUCUUGUGCUGCUAGCUGUAUUUUACCCUGCAGAACAUACAUAUGGGGAAAUAAAGAAAAACAUCAUUAUUCUCUAGAUAAGUACAUUGUCCUCUCCCUUAUAUUGCAGUCACCAAUCUUAUAUUAACAUUUGUCAUUUCUGCUUAUAUUCCUAUUGGCUUUAGGGUAGUGUGACGAAGUGCACUUCGCCACUUGUGCCUGGAGGGGACUACUGGCUAGUCUCCUGCCUUCCGACUAUCGCCCCUGUGCUGAUAGCUGUAUUUUACUCUGCAGAAAGAAAUUUCUGCCGGGGCGUUCGGGACUUUCAGUAUGUGAGUAAUGCAACCCCAGAUAGCUUUGCCAUGGAGCCUAUUCGUGUAACAAAAGACUAUGGAAAAGAGUUUGGCUCCAUGGCGAUUAAACUGUAUGUAUGUGAUCUGAGCGCCAUUCGGUAAUAAUGUGCACUCAGAUCUAAGUUAUCUGGGGAUAUGUUGCAUGUAUAUGUUUUAUGUAGUAAUUGUAACAUUGUGUAAUUUUAUGUCUUUUUGUAACCAUGUCGUUAACGGAGUGUUGCCUCUGUCCUGGGAGAUAAUCUGAUUAAUUCCCAAUUAUCUCCAGGAUAGAGAGGAGGGAUUUUGAUGUCACUGUGGGAGUGUUUUGUUUGUAUUGUCUGUGAUUGGCUAAUAUCCAAUAUGUGUCCCCUUGUUCCAUCAGGUCCCCUAGUGGUGGACACUUGCAUAAAUACCAGGCAGGUAGCCCUCAAUAAACCAGACCUACUUGCACCUUUCUUGAAGCCUUGGCUCAUGCUUGGGGGAAGGAAUACCUACACUCUGCAGAUUGCUAUAAUCACUUACUCCUCAGAGUAAGCUCUUGUAAGAGCUUGAUUUGUUCCUGCCACGCUCUCUGGAUUUAGGAGAGGUUCACCCACUGGGAGCUGGAUCCUGGUCGUGGAUCCAGGGUGGGUGAGAGACGGCGAGACCCCGGCGCAGCUGCAUCGCUGGAAGUGGGGAAAGCAGUGCUGAUGGUGUCGGGUGGAGUGCUCGGAGUCCUCGGCCAGCGCUAGGAGCAUCGAUUUGGCGCAGGUAUUCGGUCGGAGUGCCAGCGGUCCGUCACAGGUAGUAAGGUGACUAUCUACUAAACAUGGUAAAGUUUAAAAAUAUGUCUUGUAAAAAGAUAGAAGUGUUUUAGCCUCCAGGCUAUAUAUAAACUUGAUACAGAGGAAAAAAUAAAUAGAUAAAAUCCUUCUAAAGUGAAGAAGGGGAUUAUCACCUAAAUAAAAAUAAUUAAGAAAAGGGGGAUUAUCGCCUAAAUAAUAUGUUUGUUUUUUUGUUUUGUUUUCCACUCAAAGAGACAAUGUAAAAUGAAGAUGCAAAUCUCUAUUGGGCAUAUCCAAAUCUAACAUCCCUAACUCAUAUAAUAUGUUGAAGGUUGAUGCAAAAUCCGAAUGUUUUCAAUAAAUAAUUUUAUAACCAGCCAUUUUAUGCAACCACAAAAUAGGGUAGAAAACCUCAAUGUAGAAUGUUCUGUUUACUCAAUCCAUAAGCCAAUAAGCAGAUAUAUUCAGAAAGACAGACCAUACCAAUCACCAAAUCCCUAAUUUUCUAAAAGUUGCUUAAAGGAAGACUCUAUAUAAAGUCUUUCUCUUAAAGGGAUAAAUCAUAAAAAGUGGCACAACUCAAAGUCACUAUUUAAUCCGGUGGGGUACAAAGUUUUAAGUUUGAAAAUCCACCUCAUUGUGCUAGAAACUUAUUAAAAUCCCCCCCCCACCCUCCAAUCUAUUUUUAUUUUUCCCUAAAAAGAUUAGUAGUUUGGGAUCUCCUUGAUGUUCUUUAAGGAAAUGUGAGGACGCUCUUUAAAGCCUUUUCUGAUAUUCCGUAUAUGCUCUUCCACUAUUAUAUGUACUUGUUUGACAGACCCAUCUGUAUGGACUAAGAUUGCUGGAUUCGUCUGUUUGCUUGUUUCACGAACUCACCCAUUCUUAUGCCUGGAUCUAAGGGAAUUGACUUUUCUACCAAACGAAACUGCCGAACGGACGGCCACCCAGAAGAGAAGUGUGCUGCUGGUUAACCUAUUGAUCCCAAUUAGAACGUUGCGGUAAACCACAGACACUUCUCAAUUAAAACCGAAUACAGGGUGGUCAUCGUUCGUAUGUCAACCACGAGGCGGCGGCCAUUUUAAACCAUGCGGAAGACCAGCGGUGUUCGGUACUAAAUUCAUGGAACUGAAAACGGACACUUUUUCAACCGAACACCGCUGAAGCCGUCGACCUCCGUUCUCAAUCGACAGAAGUGUGCGAAGACUGGCCGUUUGGGAGAUUUAAAGGCACGAAUGGACUUACCCCAGAUAGCCUUCCCAUGGAGUCAAUCGCAUACCGAAGAACUGUAAUAGACUUUGACUCCAUGGCGAUUGAACUAUGCGUGUGGGAUCUGAGCGCUAUUCGCUAAUAAAAUGCACUCAGAUCCAGGCUAUCUGGGGAUGUGUUACACGAAUGAGAAAUGUUCAGCAGUUAUAAAGUUAUGUAUUUUUAUGUGUUUUAUGAUUUGCAUUUAAAAUGGCGAUUUGCCUCUGCUCUGGGAGAUAAUUGAAUUACUUCUCAAUUAUCUCCCGGGCAGAGGGGAGGAAACUGUGAUGUAUGCUGGGAAUAUUGUGUGACUGUAUGUCCUGAGAUACCAUAUGUCCAUCUGCUAUUCCAGUCUCCCAUUUGGUCCACUAGGGGAGUGUCCACCAAGUGGGAGACCUGCAUAAAUACGGGCGGGUAGCCCACAGUAAACUCAGUUCGUGUUUUACCCUCAAUGCGGAGCUUGGUCUCGUUAUUGGGGGGAUUUUUAUUACCGGCGACUAGAGACUGCUAUAUGGAAUUAUUAGCCGCUUGGGAGAUACCGGUGUUCGGCUGAUAUUGACGGUUCGUGAGCUUGAAGCUCGUGGAGGGAAGUGACCGUACGGAUACCGUUCGGGAGUUUGGAGUGUUCCCUUACUUGCGGUUCGCAUGAUUGUAUUGGAUACGCAUACAGCCUCCAUUAUUGCGAACGGGGAGCAUUCACUAAACGGCGGUUUGUACAUUUCAUGCUGAAGGUACCGUAACACUUGUCUAGUUGUCUUGCCCACAUACUGAAGAUUACAGGGGCAUGUUAAUAAGUAAAUACAAUUUUUUUGUAUGGCAAGUGAUCAGGUGUUUUAUUUUAUACUCUUUUCCUGUAUUACCACCUAUAAAAUUCUUUUUUGUUUCUUUAGGAGUUCCUGUACUCCUGCAUGCCAGACAAUAGCCACAUUUAAAGAAGCCCUCAUCAUUAUUUAAGAAAUGAUUCCCUCUUUUCCCACUUACUGUAUUAAAGCUGCUUUUCACUUAAUUUGAUUUAAUACUUGGAACACCUCUAUAGAUAAUAUGUGGUUUUGUUCCAAUGACACCUAGCAGUUGGGGAUCUUCAGAUAGGAUGAACCAAUACUUGUGUAUAAUCUUUCUUUUGUGGGAUCUCCUUUUAACUUCUUGUAAGUGGUUCCAUCUUGUAGCUGUCUAAGGGAUUUCUCUACAUAAUACUCCUUGUCCAUAACCACAAUGCCCUCCCCCCCACCCCCCCUUGUCAGCCGGCUUGAUAAUAAUCUCCUCAUCCUCUUUUAGUUCUUUAAGAGCUUUACUUUCAUCCCUUUUUAAAUUCAUCUUAUAUUUAUUAACCCUUUCAAUCUUUUCAACUUCUCUCAUUACUAGCUCCUUAAAUACUAACCCUUACCUAUAAAGCUCUAACCAACUCUAGUCCUUCUUAUAUUUCUUCCCUUAUUCAUAGAUAUGCCCCUUUUCGAUCUAUCCGCUCUACUAGUGACCUUCUCCUGUCCGCUGCUCUCACCCUUACUGUUAACUCGCGCUUGCAGGACUUCUCGUGGGUGGCUCGCUUCUUUUGGAACAGCCUGCCUACCCACAUCGGACUCUCCCCUUGUCUUCAAUUAUUUAAGAAGUCCCUCAAGUCCCUCAGUCCCUGUUCAGAAAUGCUCAUGGACUCCCAGAGUAACUAUCUAUACUUAUCCAAAUCUGUCUCUCGCUCUCCUAAAAGAGCCACACUACACUCUCACCUCCAGGUCUGCUACUUUUCCACCUUGUUUGGUGGCUGUCACCCUAGAUGCCCUGUUGUAUAUUUGUAACCCACCUCCUCUAGACUGUAAGCUUGUUUGAGCAGGGUCCUCAUCUACCUAUUGUUCCUGUGUCACUGUGUAAUUGGUUCAUGUAUUGUAAAUUUCCCCCUUUCAUAACAUUGUAAAGCUCUGUGAAAUUAGUUGGCGCUAUAUAAAUACCAAUAAUAAUAAUAAUAAAACGUAGAAACAUCUUGAGUGUCCCUGAUCUAAGAUCUACCAGCCUGAAUGAUUUCUUCCCUAAAAUUUUCAUGUGGGGGAGCUACCGCCCUACUUAUGAAAUACCUAAUAGAUCCAGGGAUGUAUUUGCCGCGAGGCAAACAAGGAAUUUGCCUUGGGCGGCCCUUUCCAGGGGGCUGCUGUUAUGGAUUUCUUACACUCCAGCUGAGUAAAUCCGUGCAGCGUCUCCAGAAAUCCGAGUAAAUACAAAGGUGUUAUGAAAUAUAGCUCCCAAUCCCCCCAAGCAUGAACCAAGACUUCAUGAAGGGGUAAAAUGAUCUGUUUAUUGAUGGCGACAGCUCGGCCUUUUAUGCAGGUCUUCCAACAAGAGUUACUCCCACAGGGAUCUUGUGGAAGACUGUGACAAAAAAUACAGAGACCAAUCAUGUUACAGCAAAAUAUAACACACUCCCACAUGAACAGGAAAAUCCCUCCUCUCUAGCUUGGAGAUAAUUAGGUUAAAGGAAGUGGUCUGAGUGCCAGGUCCCUCUAGGAUUAACCCCUUUUAUUUUUAUAAACAUAGCAGUUUCAGAGAAACUGCUAAGUUUAUAAAUGGGUUAAUCCAGCCUCCAGAUCCUCUAGUGGCUGUCUCAUUGACAGCCGCUAGAGGUGCUUGCGUGACGCCAGCGUCCAUAGGAAAGCAUUGUAAAUGCUUUCCUAUGAGACCGGCUGAAUGCGCGCACAGCUCCUCAGGGCACUAUAGUGCCAGGAAAACAAGUAUGUUUUCCUGGCACUAUAGUGGUCCUUUAAGUGUCCUGAGCAAACUUAAUUAUCUCCAGGUAGAGAGAAUAUUUCUAUUUUACAACCGUAACAAAAAUGCAUUAAAAUGUAUAACUUCCCCCCCCCCCGAACGUGUUUGUUCAUACGAACGGCGACCACCCAGUCGUUCGACAAAUAGCUGUGGUUAACAGCAGCUCUGGGCGGUUAAUGAGCUGCACACUCCCAGUGUGGGUGGCCUGGCUGUUCGGUAGUUUUUUGGUUUUUUUUAGGUAAAGCACAAAAUAGGGCUAACUACAUGAACAGCAGGCGAAAUACAAAAGGUUGAGUAUCCAUAAAAAAUGCCACCCCCAAAUGCCCAGGCAAAUACCUUGUUAGCCAGGCGGCGGUGUAACUGCACCCCUUGGCAUAAAAGGGUUAAACCGCCAUUUAGUAGAUCUUCCCUUCCAGAGACACAGGCACAGCUACUGCAGAACACCAAUCCGCCGAACAGGAAACCAUGUGAAUGCCGUAAACAGCCGAAUAGGAAAAACCAUGCUUACAGGUUUACACUCCUAGCAGUCGAACUGGAACAGCAUACAAUAAAUGCCCCCAAGAACGAGACAAAGCUCCGUGUUGAGGGUCAAGCAGUGAACAGCCAGAGCUGUGGGUUUAUUGUGCUUAUGUACACAUUCUUACACAUUAGUACCACCCACAGGGUUUUGUAACACAACCAAUAAACACAUACAAUACACUCAGACACUCCCACACAAAAUCCUCCCCUCUGCCUGUGAUACAAUUACCUUACACAAUGGGUAAUGUAAUUAUAACAAGCAGAGAAAUACAAUUUUUCCACAUUAUUCAUAACUUGAAAAGUAUGCAUCACAUUCACAUUUUCAGAAUCAGCAUACUCCAAAUACAAACAUAUGUCAAAUUCAUACAAAUUGGCCCAAUGGUUCAAAAGAUAAAUCGUAGUCCUUUGUGACCAAAGGAAGCAUGGCUUUUCUGCCCAAAACCAGUUCUACAGAGUCUUCUAUCCUGGAGAUAAUUGGGAAGUAAUCCAAUUAUCUCCAAAGACAGAAGCAAAACUCCAUUGAACACAUGGCAGCAAAAGACAAUAAAACACAUAAAAACAUAUAACUGUGUAGCCAUUGCACAAAACAGGUACAUUUAACAUAUCCCCAGAUAGCUCAGAUCUGAGCGCACAUUAUUACUGAAUGGCGCUCAGAGCACACACAUACAGUUCAAUUGCCAUGGAGCACAAGUCUUUCCCAUAGUCUUUCAUUAUAUGAAUGGGCUCCAUGGCAUAACUAUCUGGGGUAUCACCGCUCAAACAGGGCACGCAUGAAUAAGCCUUUCUGCAGGGGAAAAUACAAGUUUUAUCAUGGGGCCAUAGUCCAGAGGCAACAGGCGAGCAACCAGGCUUCUCCAAUGCAAUGUGGCGAGAUUGCUCUCGUUACAGUAGUCCUUUGUGACCAAAGGAAGCAUGGCUUUUCUGCCCAAAACCAGUUCCACAGAGUCUUCUAUCCUGGAGAUAAUUGGGAAGUAAUCCAAUUGUCUCCAAAGACAGAAGCAAAACUCCAUUGAACACAUGGCAGCAAAAGACAAUAAAACACAUAAAAACAUAUAACUGUGCAGCCAUUGCACAAAACAGGUACAUUCAACAUAUCCCCAGAUAGCUCAGAUCUGAGCGCACAUUAUUACUGAAUGGCGUUCAGAUCGCACACAGUUCAAUUGCCAUGGAGCCAAAGUCUUUCCCAAAGUCUUUCAUUAUACGAAUGGGCUCCAUGGCAUAGCUAUCUGGGGUAUCACCGCUCAAACAGGGCAAGCACCAAAUGACCCGGCUUUCAUGUCUUUGCAGGGAAAGAUCAAGCCUUUUAACACAGCUCAAACAGGGCAUGCAUGAAUAAGGCUUUCUGCAGGGGAAAAUACAAGUUUUAACAUGGGGCCAUAAUCCAAAGGCAACAAGCGAGCAACCAGGCUUCCCCAAUGCAAUGUGGCGAGAUUGGGCUAACUAAAAAUCCCGGAGGCUGGGCGGCACUGGCGAGGGAGCACUGAUUUGUGAGCUGCUCAGCUCCCUCGCGCGUCACAGAGUGAUGCCGGGAGUCGGAAUAUGAUGCGUGUGAGGGAGCUGAGCAGAGACAGCUCACUAAUCAGUGCUCCCUCACCAGUUCCGCCAGCCUAGAUUUUUAGUUAACCGCACAACCGCCUGCCUCCCUUCCUGUCAGAAGCCCCAUUGGACCCCACGUAAAAUAAAAUCCACCCAGCACUCCCAAAGGUAGGGAGGCUGGGUGGAUUUAAACUAAAAUAGAAAAAGUAAUUGGUUAAUGGGGGGGAGGCUGUCAGUGUGUGUGUAUAUCAGUGUUUGUCUGGCUGUCAGUGUGUGUAUGUCUGUCAGUGUGUGUCUGAGUGAUUGGGUGUGUCUGGCUGUCAGUGUGUGUAUGUCAGUGUGUGCCUGAGUGAUUGUGUGUGUCUGGCUGUCAGUGUUAGUAUAUCAGUGUUUGUCUGGCUGUCAGUGUGUGUAUGUCUGUCAGUGUGUGUCUGUGUGAUUGUGUGUGUCUGGCUGUCAGUGUGUGUCUGUGUGAUUGUGUGUGUCUGGCUGUCAGUGUGUGUAUGUCUGUCAAUGUGUGUCUGAGUGAUUGGGUGUGUCUGGCUGUCAGUGUGUGCAUGUCUGUCAGUGUGUAUGUCUGGCUGCCAGUGUGUAUGUCUGUCAGUGUGUAUCCGAGUGAUGGUGUGUGUCUGGCUGUCAGUGUGUGUAUAUCAGUGUGUAUCUGGAUGUCAGUGUGUGUAUGUCAUUGUGUAUGUCUGGCUGUCAGUGUGUGUAUGUCUGUCAGUGUGUAUGUGAGUGAUUGUGUGUGUAUGUCUGUCAGUGUCUAUCUGAGUAAUUGUGUGUGUGUAUGUCUGUCAGUGUGUCUGUCACUGUGUGGCUGUCUGUCAGUGAUUGAGAGUUUGUGUGUGUGUCUGUCAGUGAAUGUGUUUAUUUCUGAGUGAUUGUGUCUGUGAGGGCGCCUGUGUAUCUGAGUGUUUGUGUGUGUGUCUGUGAGUGUCAGUCAGUGAAUGUGUGUGUGUGUCUGAGUGAUUGUGUAUGCCUGUCAGUGUGUGUGUCUGCUUCAUUGUGUGUGUAUGUCAGUGAUUGUGUGUAUGUCAGUGAGUCAGUGAUUGUUUGUGUAAAAUCAGUGUGUGUGUGUCAGUGUAUCUGAGAGUGUCUGUCAGUCAAAGUGUGUGUUAGUUAACAGGAAGAGGUGUGGCAUUGACAGGAAGGGGUGGGGCAUAUGUAAAUUAGGGGGUGCCCAAGUUCCGUCAUGCCUAGGGCAGCACAGAUACUAAAUACAUCACUGAAUAGAUCAGUAAUUAUGUGAAAUGGCUCUGUAUUUAUGUGAGAUCUAAUAUAGAAGCACAUUGACCUUGCCCAAUAUAAGAAAGAACAACUAACAACCUGAAUAAUUUUUUUCCCUAAAACAAGUGUGUGUGUGAUUUCACAUUUUAUGGUCAAGAUCUUCUUUUCUUUUUGGUACAUAAUGGUUAGUUAAAAGGGAUUAACGCCUCACCCUCUCCCCCAGUAGUGUUUCGAGCCUGACACACUCUCCCUGACUUUAUUUGGUCUUUGUCAAAGCUUUUUAAAGUGAUUUCAGAUUUUUGGAUAAACUUUUAAAAUGAUUUAGUAUUUUGAAAAAUAUUUUACUAUUUUUAAUAUAUUGAUAUAUUUUUAAUAUAUUGAUAUAUUUUUAAUAUUUGAUAUAUUUUUAAUAUUUGAUAUAUUUUGCUAUUUUAAUAUGUUGACAAAAAUGUUUAUAACAAAGUUGAUCUAAACUUAUUUAAUCACAUGAAAAAUGUAUCCAAAAAUAUUAAAUCGAGGCUUUAAUGCUCUGUUUACUACUGAGAAUAGAAUAAACACACAUUGGGCACCACUUAGACUGAGUUCACCCACAAGACUCAAACGUUUAAUGAAUAGCAAGGUUCUAACAGAAAUGUCAAUACCCCUUUUCCUUAAUCAGUGUAGGAUGGCUUUACCCAACAUAACACUCAUUGUGAAUACAUAUAUAUAUACAUAAGCAAGUCCUCCACUCACCAAAACCUCCAAACACCAUCUAAAGGAUUGUCAUUGCCAAUUCCGAGAUCUCGCAAGAGCUGCUGAUGUCACACAGAAUAAAUGCAAAGAGAUCAAUGCAGCUAGUUUUUAUCGGGUUAUUUUUUGGCGGUUUUGUUAGGUGGAGGACUUGUUUCUGUCUCUGUCUGACAUAAGAACCCAGCAGUUAUAUUCAUAAGUGAUGCAAUAGUGUGAUGCAGUUAACACACUCUCUCUUUUUUUAAUUAUUUUUUUCUACUGGUAUUGAAAUGGGGAAAUGUUUUAUUUUUUCAUUUCCACAUCCCAGACCCAUAAUAGUGUUAUGGAAAGGGAACAGAGAAUGCUAAAUGAGUAGAACAUUCCAUUCUAUAGAGUGCGGCUAAUGCUAAAUGAGUAGAACAUUCCAUUCUAUAGAGUGCGGCUAAUGCUAAAUGAGUAGGACAUUCUAUUGUGUAGAGCUUGGCAAACACUAAUUGAGGUGGGUCUCCCAUUCUAUAGAGCAUCACUAAUACUAACUGAGCAGAACAUUCCAUUCUGCAAAGCCCAUUCUAUUAAUUAAACAUCAUACAGUUAGCCCAGUUAGCAUGAAAUGAGUAGGUCAUUCCAGUCUAGAGCACCCCGCUAACGUGAAAUGAGUAGGACAUUCCAUUAUCUGAAUUUUGACUAAUGCUAAAUGAGCAACAUAUUCAAUGCCAGAGUAAGGUCUCCAAGACCCAAUAGACAUGACAACAGAGACGGUUAAGAACUAUUUUUUAAACAGGUUCUACACUAUUCCCCCUGAUUGUAAGGUAUUAAACACACAAGACCAGUGAAAAGAACAGACGAUAACCACACUUCAGUGAUACAGUCUCACAGCACAGUACCAUAUCCAUCAUAAUGACAGUGAAACUGUAUUUUGCAGGUGCAGGGCAUGCAAGGCUUAUAUGAUGACACAGCUCUGAAUGGAAUUCGCCUGCACUGUGUGAGAUGCCAGUUUCCGCACAAUGAGAUGACAAUCAAUUCUACCGUUGCAGAGUGAGUACCUCUGUGUCUCUCCUGUGUAUUACUGGCUCUGUCAUGGAGGAAAGAGAUAUAGUGCAGGGAGUGUUUUGCUUCCUGGGCUGAUUUGACCUAAAGAAUUGAAGAUUAUGCUAGCUUUAGUGUAUUAAUAAUCUUAAUUUUAAUAAUGACAAGAGGCAAAUAUUUUGCAUUAACUUUCUUUACUGAACUCCACAGCAUCAAAGAAACUGAGAACAAACUGAGCAAUCAUUAACAGGUAAAGGUAAUAAGAGGAGUGUGUAACUGUAGUACUUCCAUUUCAAACUGCGACAUCACAAGUCCAAGUUAAACCAGAAAAACCCGGAGUGCCAGAGUCCCGUACAUCCAGAGGAACAAACAAUCCAAUGAAGACAGUUGGCGUAUCUCCACCGAAGGAGUACAUCAAGCUGAAAUUAGAGUGUGAAAAAUGUUAGUCAUAAGGCAAUGGAUCAAGUCAAGGCAACAUGCACCAAGAUUUGACUUGCAGUAUACCAAUAUGUUUACUAAAACUAAAUGACAUAAACCCAUGGAAACAUAAACAAAGGUAAUCCCCUCAGUACAAGGCUAGAGCCCUAAUCCAAAACGGAACUAUCUGCAUUUGUAGCGAGAGAAAAUGAAAUAAAUAUAGCGUACAUAAUAUAAGCAUGAACAUGGAUAAGGGAAGGGAAAACAUGGAAACAUAAGGGGGGGAAAUAUUCACCUCCUGUCAUUAUUAAAAUUAAGAUUACUAGUACACUAAAGCUAGCAUAGCCUUCAAUUUUACAACACGACAGAAGGCUUUAUAUUUUGCAAUCUUAAUGCUGUGCAACAAGCGAGAAUGCAGCAUUUGAAGAUGGACAGAAAUAGAAGGUCAGAAAGGUAGACUCACGAUACCGGUCCACUGCCCGUAAAAUAUUGGAAAGGAGGCACCCGACAGGAUAGCAGACAAAGCAGGAACGUAAAGUUGGCCGUGAGUUGACAGAGAGAAAGUCUAUAAUUCGAAGGCCAAGUACAGAGGAAACGAAGCACAAUGUCCUCAUCCCAAAGCCUAGUAUAUUUAGAACCCCGGGGGACGCUGGAGGCGAAUACCCAGGAGUAAAUGGCAAACGAGAGAAUCCUUUCCUAUCGGUGACCCUUGCAAAGGGACAUGAGCCACAGAAAUGCCAAUCUCACCACAUUUAUAGAGUGGUAGGUCUUCCCAUACAAAAACAAUCAGGACAGAAAAUUUGUGAUGGAGGAUACAGGAGCCGUAAAGGGAUCGCAACCUUGUUCCAAACACCAGCUAAACCUGAGUGCCAGGCAGAGAGAUAACACCUUCUCGUUUGAGGGGCCCAGGAAUCCCAUAAGAGGUCCAUAACUGCCUGCUCAUUGACUCACCGGAAACCCCUAAAUGUGUCCAAGUUACCAGGGGGAGGCUUCCAUCCAAGAGCAGCGGGUGGGAUUCCCCCCGUGGGUUCUUGAGAAGGUUCUGUCCUCCGUAAGACAAUGCCAGAAGAUUUGGGAACCAGGGUUGACCCAGCCCCAGAGGCUUCAGGUGUGUCACCCUCUGCACCUGAAUCUGAUGCAAAACUUGUGUUAUCAUCACGAAUGGAUGGUGUAGCACAGCUCCCUGUACCUCGGCUGGGUACCUCCACCAAGGAUUGCUUCCUAGCUGGGACAGGGGAAAACUCUGUUUUAAUGCUGAAAACCAGGCCCGGACUGGCCAUCGGGCACACCGGGCAUUUGCCCGGUGGGUCGCGGUGGCCGUGGGGCCGAAGCCGGCAGGGAGGUCCCAGGAUGUCCCCUGCCGGUCUAUGCAGGGCAAAGCACCGGCCCCGCUGUUUGCCAUGGAGGGCCGGUGGGGAGAUCAAAGCUCUCCCUCACCGGCCCACAUGCGGCCACCGGCGGGGAGAGAGGGAGGGAGCCAGCCAGGCUGGAGAGAGGACCCAGCGGAGCUCUAACUUGCAGCUCCGCCGGGUUCCUCUCGCGAGAUCCGGCGCGUUGCCAUGGCAACGACCGGAUCUCGCGAGAGUGAACUCUAGCCUAACAGGCUAGAGUUCACUCACCCACGAGGACCACCAGAGAACACUGCCACUCCCCCUCCCAGUCCCAGCGUGCCGGUCCCCCCUCCUCCCAGGCUAAAGGUAAGAAGGGGACAUAAUGCCUGUUUUUUUUUUAUUUACCCCCCCACACACACACAAUAACAUUUAUACAGCACUCUCACACCCAUUACACACAGCACUCUCUCACCCAUCACACUCUCACACCCAGCACUCUCAGACUCACAGCACUCUCUCACAGAGCACUCUCUCACACAGCACUCUCACACCCAUCACACACAGCACUUUCACACACACAGCACUCUCUCACAGCACUCUCUCACAGAGCACUCUCACACACACACACAGCACUCUCUCACAGCACUCUCUCACACAGCACUCUCACACCCAUCACACACAGCACUCUCUCACACACAGCACUCUCUCGCAGCACUCUCACACACAGCACUCUCACACCCAUCACACACCACACUCACACACAGCACUCUCUCACACACAGCACUCUCUCGCAGCACACUCACACACGGCACUCUCACACCCAUCACACACACACGGCACUAGCGUUUGGUUUCAUGCAAUUAGUGUUUGGUUCCAUUUACAUGAAGGGAAAGUGCUGAACCAGGUGCACACAGGAAAAGCUACCAAUGGUGGCUGGGCAGGGUAAUUCCUAAACGCAACAAUUCUUCUUCCAUUUCACAAGCCUGUGAAUCACAAAUGAUCCCGCCAGGAGUUGCAGGCAGGUGAUGUGCAUGGACAGUUCCUGGGACAUUCACAUGCCCCCCCGUGGAGCAGCCUCUGUCUGUGGCACUCCAGCCCCACCAACUGUCAUCUGACUCCAAGAAGAAAUCCGAGUGAGUUCUGAAAACACCAACCACCAUUGGAGUUCCUAGUGAAUCUCAUCUGACAUCGGUGCCGGUUAAUCGUAUGUGGGAUUCUGGCAGAGAAAAUGCGCUUUCAGCCAUUGCAUUGCCAGAUAGUGGAGGGAUCCCAGGAAUAUUGCCUGGAUGGAUGAGGAUAGGAGGCCCACAAUCCGGGCCAGUAGGCAUAGCAGUAUGGAUUCUAUUCGGAGUGGGGAGGUGCAGGGUACAGGACCUGGAAUCUAUGUCAAAGCCGAGGAAUUUCACAGUUUGCGCUGGGGUGAGCGUCGAUUUUGCAUGGUUUACCAUGAAACCUAGCGACUCCAGCAAGUCUACGGUGUAGAAUGUGUGGUUUUCCCCAUUAAAGAUGAGGAUAUCAUCCAGGUAGAUGAUGCAUUGGAUUCCCCGUGUCCUGAGGUGGGCGACCACCGGCUUUAGAAGUUUUGUGAAGCACCAUGGAGCAGAGCUCAGUCCAAACGGAAGACAUGUGAAUUGCCAAGCAACCCCAUGCCAAUGGAUUUUGAAGAAGGUGCUCCUCUGAACAUGAAUGGGAACUGAGAGGUAUGCAUUAUUCGGGUCCAGUCGGGUGAACCAGUCGCCUUCCCAAAAGAGAUCUCUAAGUAAGUGGAUUCCUUCUAUUUUGAAAUGUCGGUAAAUUAUGUGCAAAUUGAGGACCUUCAAGUUGAUAACCGGGCAAAGUCUAUGGACCAGGAAGAUAUUGCUGAAGAACCUGCCUGUUCUGGGCGCAGGUUGAAUGGCACCUUUGGACCUGAGCUCCCUGUAUUCCAGGUCUAUGAGGUGUGCAUCUGCCGAAGAGAACCGGCAUGUCCACGAAUCCGAUCUGAAAACUGUGCACGGUUUUCAAGACCUAAGCUUCUAGAGUUAGGUUUUUCCAAUUCUGGAAAAAAAGGUGAGACACGACCAGCAGUCUUUGUGACAGAAAUAACCUAAGUUAAAAGAGGAGGACUUACCAGCAUUGAAUCUGGAUCGGGCACAAUUUCCGGGUAGAAGGAAUGUGGUUGUGUGUGGUGCAGGCCCGAUGGUCAGAAGCGGCUGGUGGCAUAGCCCCGCUGCCGACCAGCUCUAUCAAAAACACCCCUCGAGGUGUUUCCCCAAAACAUUUUCCUCAUGGAGGAUUGAGCUUUGUUAAGUGAGGUGAGCAAUUUAACGUGUUUGUUACGUUCCUUUAGGAACGUCUCUCCAAACAGUUUGCUCUAUGCCUGGGGACCAAGUUCUUUGGAUCCCAAAUCCACCAGUUUACCAUCUAUGUGAAAAAGUGCAGCCCGGCACUUCUCCAAAGAGAGGGCCAUGUUGGUGUUUCCUAGCUCUACUCUCCUACGAGGGUCACUGCCCCCUCGGGCCAUGAACGCCAGCAUGAGUUGGUCAAACUCCGGAGUGCAAGCCACUUUGUCUGGCAGUAUGGGGCAUGGGCAUUCUGACUGCAGACAUUUCUGAACAUCCUUAUCUAAGGACUUCCUGAGCCAGAAGUGCAUGAAGGUCCCCAGAUGGUCAGGAGGCAUCCAGUCACCAGAACUGGGAUGACGGAUAUUUCUAAGGUCGAACAUAUGUCCACCUGCGGCAUCCAGGAACACUUCUGGAUUAGUUUGAGUGGUGAAGUCCCCAACUGCCACAUUGUCCAAUGUACCCUUGGGCUCACCUGGGUAGGCCACCUUAGAGAAGGAGUGAUCCGACUGAGAGGCGUAGCUCCAAGCCCCUUCGUUCGAUUCAUCUGCCUGCCAGUUGUCUAACACAGAAAGAGAGUAGGGGUUGUCAAGGUCCUCAUCCAAGGAGUGUUGCUGCACAGGUCUAGAUACCAUUCACGCCAGGGCAUGACUGCACUAGGCAGACACAUUACCCUUUGCCUUCUUCCGCUUGGCUCAGUCGCCCUUCCAGUGGCGGUUCCGCUGGUGGGAUCAGUCUAUAGAGGAGUCCUCCAAAUCAGACACAUAGUGGGACAGCUAAGGUGGGAGUAUAGAUGGGUCCAGGCCAGUGGGAAAGACCUGGGAUAGCGCUUCCUCUAUGGAAGCAGCUACAGCUGCGGAAAUCAUUGCCUGGAGGUCCAUAGGGUUCUGGGACUAGUCCAUUGCAACAAUUAGCAAUAUUUUGGGGCUCACCCAACUUACAUUGUGGUUAAGUGUAAGGAAACUCAGUCCAGCAGACCAUAUGGCCACAAUUGAAAUAGGGCAGGAGAGAUCUAGGGACCAGGUAGGAGGUAUGACAACACGUGUGAGAACAGCCUGUGACAAAUUCUCUAGAGCCCAGGGAAUGGGCCAGUAGUCACAUGCUAUAACAGGGAGUAUGUAAUUCAACUGGGGCUCACCUGGGAAAAUAAAAGCCUGCGAGAACAGCACAUGGAAUUUGGGCUCACCCUAAGCCAGUAUAUGGGACAGGCCCUAGCUGGCUACAAACCUCCCAGUGUGCAGUGCACCAACCUGAGCCUGGUCCCAGUGAAUUCCAGCAGUAACAAGAGUAACCAGAUGAAAUCCGCUUGCAAAGGGAGAACUGUGACAUACAGCAGCCGUCUCCAGAGCCAGCAAAUGGCCGUCGAGAUCUUGCAAUGCUUGCGAGCCAGGAUGGACGUCACCAGAGGUCACACGUGAUUUGUGUGGGAAGAAACCAGACACCCGCAUUUGGCACGCAAAUGUAUGUUCUUUGCGUGAAUGGACGGAUAUAUGGAAAGUGCUGAACGUUCGGCAGUCAGGGUUAGUCAAUUUGGAGCAUUUGUGUGUUCAGCUCACAAACAAUUAACAAAAACCCAUGAAUGGAAACUGUUCGGAAAAAGACAUAGCAUAGUGUGCAUGCGUCCAAAGGCUGCGCCAAGCUCUGAGAAUGCCCACGCGGCAGGGAGGGGGGUGGGGGGGAAAUGCAGUGGACAGCGGGUUAUGGAGUCCCUAGAGCCAACAUAUACAGGAAAAACUGUGCAGGGGGAUCCAAGCGGAACAGGAGUAUUCCCCACUGGCCAAAAGCCCCAGUAAGUGUCUGAGGUGCCAGAGGGGAAACUGCCUGCCAGAAAUGUCAAAUAGCAGAAGGUAAUAGAGAUACCCAGAAGGACAGUAAACAUAUACAAAGAGAAAAGUAAAUGAUAGACAUGCGCGAUUCAUUUAGUUCUGCAUGUACAUUUGUACGAAUUUCAUGCCAUUCUAACAUUUGGAUGCUUACGAAUGUCUGAAGUGGCGAAUUUCCAAAGUGACAAAGUUUGGUAGUUCGGAAGUGCCGACAUACAGAAACUCUGAAGGGCCGAAGCUCCGAAGUGGCGAAGUGAUUCAGAUUUCUGAAAAGUGGCAAAACAAGAGAGAGGGAGGGAAAAUUACGUGAAGGAUGACAUGAAUAUUGACCAAUAAGCUAAUUCCUUUUGUGCAAUGACGUUAUACGCUGUAUUCGUCACAUUGCGGCUGCCAGUGGACCCUGAAGGACGUUGCUCGCCACCUGGCAUUGGAUGUUUGUCCCAUGCAGUCUCACGCAGUCUCUACUGCGCAUGACUGCAUUGUACAAACAUCCUUAGCCAAUUAUUAUAUAGGAUAUACAAAGUAGAUAUAUGCAAUUCGUCUCAUUCCGAAUGAACAUUCGUACAAAUUUCGUGAUGAAGUUCAGAAGCGCCAAAGUUCUGAAGUGACGACGUUCGGCAAUUCCAAAGUGCCAAACUGAACUGAAUGCCAUCGAUUCAAAUGGCCAAAGCAGAGAAUUUUUUUUACUUACCCAAAUUUCCGAACCAAACCAAAUUUUUUGCCCAUGCACUUACCUAGUGAAUUAAGAUAAUAUCAGGUGGAAAAUACCCAAGGAAACAAGCCACAGUAUAAAAGAUAUUAAGGAGUAAACCAAAUUAUGAGCAAAGAAAGAGUAAGUACUACAGUUACACAUGCCUCUUAUUACCUUUGCUUGUUAAUGAUUGCUCAGUUUUUUCUCUAUGUUUGUUUUCUGCUUUGGAGUUCAGUAAAGAAAGUUCAUGCAAAAUAUGAAGCCUUCCGUGAUGUUGUAAAAUUUGGAAUUUAGGCUAUUAAUAGCAGCAGUUGUUUUCAAUUUUGCAGUUCCACAUAUAAGCACCAGGGAGAAACUGUGCGUAUAUGAGAGGGAAUUAAAUCUGAUUAUAAGGUUGGCUUUAAAUUAUACCAGUUAUUAUGUAAUAAUUUAUUGCCAUCUUCCACAUGUAGAUUCUUUCAUCAGACAGCCACACAGUGAAGUGUGAUUUAUUACUCCAUAGAACACAUUUCCACUGCUCAGUAAUCCAGUGGCGCUGUGCCUUUUAUCACUCCUGUCAACACCUGCCAUAGCGCAUAUUGAUGUGAUGCUUGUGUAUAGAUGCUCUGCCUUGGAAACCCAUUGAUAUGUAUAGAGAGAGGUGUCUUAUGAAAAAAACCUUGAAAAAGACCCGCAGGGGUCGAGAUGUCCAUUGCAUUACAGAUGUAACCAAAGUUUUUUUGUUUCAUUAAACCAUGAUUUUUUUCAUAAGACCUGUGAGUGCACCCCUAAUAUUAUUUGGAUAUAUGCUUAACGCGGGUAGCACCUAGGCAAUUAUUACCCGAACACAGGCAGCGGUACUUAGUUGUCGAGUGUCUGGAACUCUAAGACGUAUACCCUAACUGGCGAACCUCUGUGAAGCCUCCUUCUGCUCCCAACAAGCCAGGAGAGUGCUUUUCGGUGGAGAGGUACGCACGAACAAGAUGAAAAAUCACUACCUAAUGAGCCAGGAGAACUGUUCGGUAUUUUGUUAAUUUGGAAAUCCCGAAUGUGACUGACCACUACAACUUUUCUUCUGGAAUUAAUUUGGGCAGCUGCCACUUGUGCGGUCGGUCAAAACUUUACCCCGGUGGCGAUUCGGCUGUAUUUGUGGGAUCUGAGUGCCAAAAGUGUCCAAAUAGCACUCAGAUCCCACAAAUACAGCCUAUCCAAGGAUAUAGGGCUCGUGGGGAUUCCUAUUAAAAUCAUGUAUGUUUUGGGGUGUUUUAUGGUUUAUUCACUGUACCGCUAGCCUGAGUGAUAAUUCAUUUAAGUAAAGUAAACUCACUUAUCUCCCAGACACAGAGACGCCUGGGCGUGUAUUCCAUAUGUUUUUGCUGUAGACCCCCUGCUGGGGGUCUGUGCAUAAAAGUGGGCCAUCUGGCUAUUAUAAAACAUUACUGCUGUACCCUUCAUCAAGUCUCGACUGAUAUUUGGGUAUGCGAACGACGAAGAGCUAUAUUUCACAGGACUUUGCUGGAUUUCCAGAGAGUACGAACGAACAUACUAUACGAAAGGGCUAUAAUUCACACAACCUUACAGGAGUUCAAGAGAGUGCUAAUGAAGUACCAUACGAAGUUCAUUAGAAUUGGUGGUAAGUGGCGGGAUCUGACUCCCGAAUGGACUUCCCCAACAAGGAACAGCCGUGAAUGGCCCAGCAGUACCAAAGCCUCAAGCGAAUAACGCUGAAAGACCUAAUGGAAGCUCGGGGUAGUUCAGCAAGUAAUAAAAAGAAAUUAGCGAUCAUAGCCAAACUGAUGGAGGGUGACCAAGACAGUAAUGCAGUAACAGUAAGAAGGGAAGAGACAGAGUUACAUACCCAGCUGACCACUUAGAACGUUGCGGAUAGCAAGAUCAAUAAGGGCAAUAAGCUUCACAUGACAGUUCUGGGUGGUCAGUCCGUUCGACAGUUCAUUCGGUAUACGAACAGCAUUAGUCUAAUCUGUUCGGUAGGCCCUAUAUACUGAAGUUUAACACAGGGGCCAUAGUCCUGAGGCAAGAGGCUGGCAAGCAGGCCCCUCCAAGAACACUUUCGCCACAGUUGAGAAUUUUUUCGGAUGCACCGUGCAGCCAAGAACUGGAUGCAGGAAUGCCAGGCAACCACCCUAGAUGACGCUUUACAACUGUUGCUCUUGGAACAGUUCUUUGAUCACGUAACCCCAGAAGUCCGUUAUUGGAUCCAGAAUUAGAAACUGCUCACCUUGGAAGAGGCGGCGCAGCUGGCCAAUGAGUAUCAGGAUGGCAGGAGGGCCGAAAACAGCGGAGGUCGCCCUCCGUUCCGACCCACUUAUCAGGCAGACCCAGUGCAAGCAGCUAGAGAUACCGGAGGCCAUCACCGGCAAAUUGUUAAAAUAAAUAGACAUGAGGCCAAAGAACUCUGAGACACAGGGGCCACCCUGACCCUGAUACAGCUACACAGUGAGAGUUGGGGGGAGGGGCAAUCCUUAAAAUACCCACUUCCCAUGCACACCUAGACUGGGAAUCGGGGGCCAAAUAUCUGGAUGUUGGGAUUAUGAAAGAUUUGCCAGCUGAAGUGUACCUGGGAAAGGACUUGAGCUACUUAACAUCACAGUUUGUACCAUCAGAUGUAGAGGAUGCUUUACCUGUAACCACCCGAUCGCAGAACUGGAUAUUGGACCCAAUGCACUGAAGGUACCCUCAGGUAGGACCCUAUGUCCUGAUCCUAGAAGAGAACCCCCGUUCUACUGCCUACCCCAUUCCCCAGAUAGACGAGCUGCUUGAUCUUAUAGCCGGGGGGAAUUACUUGACUACCAUGGAUUUGUGUAAGGGUUAUUGGCAAACCCCACUCGAGCCAGAGGCCAUUCCUAAGUCGGCAUUCGUCACUACAUUAGAGAGGUAUAGGAAACAGGCAGAGUCCCCUCCAGGGAGAUAUAGAGCAGGAAAGGUUUGAGUGGGAAAAUGGGCUAUUAAACCGGGUUACAGAGGGAGAACAGGUAGCGGAGCAGCGCAAGUAGCUAAAAGACAGCUAGUGGUUCCCGCAAAUACUGGGUGGAGCUGCUCAAGCUUAGCCACAUCUGGGUAUCCGGUUGACUCAGACAUUGUUUUGGUCAAGAAUCACACAAGAUCUGCAGAAUUACUGCAGGACCUGUGUUGUCUGCCAGAGGAUAGGGAAAAGGGGUGACCAUCCAAAGGCCAAUUUGCACCCUUUGCCCAUAAUUGAAGAACCCUUCUACCAAGUAGCAGUGGUCUUGAUAGGCCCACUCAGUAAGCCCAGCACCUUGGACAAAAAGUACAUCCUUACCGUGGUAGACUAUGCUACCCGGUACCCAGAGGCGAUAACCCUCCGAAGAUAGAUGCCGAAACAGUAGCCAAACCAUUAGUUAAAAUCUUCACCCGAGUAGGUUUUCCUCUGGUCAUUUUGUAUGAUCAGGGAACCCAAUUUACGGCGACCAUUACCCAGCAACUAUGGCAGAGUUGCGGAGUCAAACCCAUUUUUUGUUUCCCGUAUCACCCCCAGACGAAUGUAAUCUGUGAACGUUUGUAAUCUGUGAUGCUCAAAACAUUCACAGCCUUCUGUCAGCACUGGGAAAGGUUCUUCCCCAUCUCCUGUUUGCCUACCGAGAAGUACCCCAAGAGUCCACAGGGUUCUCGCUCUUUGAACUCCUAUAUGGGAGAAAAGUACAGAAUAGGAUCCUAGAAAUAGGCCAGAAGGUAUUGGCUCUGAAGCCGAAAAGGGAUGAGCUUCAGGCCGCCCGUCAGAGACCCUUCCGAGUUGUGGAGCAACAUUACCUACAUCUUAGGGAAAUGUUCAGAUGAAAGGAUAUGACCAUCCUUUCAUAUGGACAUGUUGAAACCCUGUUUUGAGAGGACAGCGAGAACCUUCCACUACCCAACCUGCUUGCCCGUCCCCAGGGAUCAUGGAACAGGUUAGCCUGGGAGAAAAACUGAGCCCAAUAGAAAAGGCAGAAGCCUUCCAAGUGCUCCAGGGGCACAGCAAGAUGUUCUUUGCCCUACCCGGGUACACCUCCAUGGCAGUCCACCGAGUAGAGAUCCAGGGAGAAACCCCACUACAGCAGUUAGGGAGAAUAUGUUGAAAGAAAUCCCAGACAUGUUAAAGAUGGGGGUAAUCCUUCUCAGAGCCUAUGGGCUUCUCCGAUAGUGCUGGUACCUAAAUCAGAUGGUACGACUCGCUUCUGUAUCGAUAGACAGGACGGUCACUGAUGCCUACCCCAUUCCCCAGAUAGACGAGCUGCUUGAUCGUAUAGCCGGGGGGAAUUACUUGACUACCAUGGAUUUGUGUAAGGGUUAUUGGCAAACCCCACUCGAGCCAGAGGCCAUUCCUAAGUCGGCAUUCGUCACUACGUUCAGCCUCUACCAGUUUAAGGUUAUGCCAUUCGGGAUGAAGAAUGCCCUGGCUAAGUUUCAGCGAAUGGCCGACAGGCUCUUGGAGGGAUUCCAGGACUUUGCAUGUGCUUAUGUAGAUGACAUAGCUAUCUACAGCCGCACAUGCAAAGACCACCUCUCAACAGAGGUACUUGAGAGGAUUCAAGCAGCGGGGCUAAUGUUGAAGCCCGACAAGUGCCAUGUCGGUAUGGCCAAGGUACAGUAUCUCUGCCAUAGAGUGGGCUCUGGCCACCAAUGGCCCAAAUCAGCCAAAGUCGAGGCUAUUGCAAACUGACCACAACACCGUACCAAGAGCCAGGUAAUAGCUUUUCUAGGGACAGACGGCUACUACCGCAAGUUUGUCCCUAAGUAUAGCGGUCUGGCCAAUCCCCUCACUGACCUUACAAAGAAGUCCUUUCCCAGACAAGUAGUGUGGUCCCUGGAGUGUGAGGUCACCUUCCAACAGUUAAAAUCAGCGUUAAGUGAAGCACCUGUGUUGGCCGCCCCAAACCAUACUAAAAAGUUUCUCGUCCACACAGAUGCCUUCAUGUCUGGGCAGGGAGCAAUGCUUAGCCAGGUGGGGGAUGACAGAAUGGAACAUCCAGUGGCAUAUCUCAGCAGAAAACUUUUACCUUGAGAGGUCAGCUAUGCCACCGUAUAGAAAGAGUGCCUGACCCUUGUUUGGGCAUUAAAGAAACUGCAGCCCUAUAUCUAUGGACUUCCCUUCACACUAAUGACCCAACAACCCCCUCGUCUGGUUAAACCGAGAUUACCCCCGCCUUCUGCGCUGGAGCCUGGCCCUCCAACCGUAUAAUUUUACCAUGCAGUACAGACCAGGCAAACAGAAAGGCAACAGGUUAUCCCAACAAACUGAACUGAAGCCCUAAGUCAGAGCUUAACAAAUUAUUUUGGCUAAAAAAGUUAGGAGCCAGUGUUUUUGUCACUAGAACCACUAAAGAUUAAUGUAAUUGUUCUGCUGCCUAUAGCCUGUCCCUGUAAUCAAUGUAAACACAGCAUUUUCAGUCACUCAGACGGCCACUAGAUAAUCCUGUGUCAGAGCUCUGUAUGGAGGCGCUGAAUGUUACCCAUAGAGAACAUGCGCAAUAUCCUCCCAAUGCUUUCCUAAGGGAAAGCAUUGGCUAAGCUGAGAUCAUAAAGAUUGGUAAUCUCAACUAUGGAGACAGGACAAGCUGCAGUGAAACUGGCACAGCGGUGGUAAAAAGGUGAGUAAAAACACCUCUUAUGGUACCUAAACAAACACACAGAAUAUGACAGGCACACACAAUCACUGAAAGACAUACACACACUCACGAUCCAUACACACACACACUGGCAGAGACUUAGAGACAUACAUGCACAAACUGACAGAGGCACACAUAACUGAUACACUGACAAAUACAUACACACACACACACUCACACACACUCUCACAGAGACAAAAACACACUAACAGACACACACACACACUGACAGACACACACACACACACUGACAGAGGCGUACACAGAGGCGUACACACAUUGACAGAGACAUGCACACACUGACAGACACACAUUUUCUCACACUCUCACACAUUUUAAUCCACCCAGCCUCCCUACCUUUGAAAGAGCUGAGUGGAUCUUUCCCUGGGGUCCAGUGGGGCUGCUCUGUUCCUGCGUGUGAGGGAGCAAUAAUCUAACUGAAACUCCUCUCUGCUCCCUCACACUCUCUGUAGUGAUGCCGGGCCGGAAUAACUUCAUAUUCUGGCUCCCAGCAUCACUAUACAGCGUGAGGGAGCAGAGAGGCGCUGCAGGUAGAUUUUUGCUCCCUCCGUGCAGCCUAAGGUGGGCGGGUGGCCGGCCAGCUACAAUGCUCAAUGAGCCAGCUGCCUCCAUGCAGCCCAGAGCCGGUGGCAGGCUAGCUACAACACUACAUGAGCCGGCCGCCUCCAUCCUCCCCAGGGUGGCCAGCUCCAUGAUCCCUUGGGUGGGUGGCCCAUUGUUUGCCCAGCUGGUAAAGGCCAACCCAUCGGGCGGCCAUCUAAGAUGAAUACCCUAAUUCGUGAACCUCAGUGAUUUUGUAUCACUGCCUGCUUCUGUUCUCGACUAGCCAGGAGAGUGCAGUUGAAAGGUAAGCACAAAUUAGACAAACAAUCACUACUCAUGAGCCAGGGGAACCGUUCAGUAUUUUGUUUGUUUAGAACUCCCGAAAGUGACUGACCGGUACCACUUUUCUUCUGGAACUAAUUUGGCAGACGACAUGUGUGCGGUCGGUCAAACUUUACCCUGGUGGCGAUUCGGCUGUAUUCGUGGGAUUUGAGCGCCAUUCAGACACUUUAGAUGCUCAGAUCCAGGCUAUCUGGGGAUAUAGGACUUGUGGGGGUUCCUAUUAAAAUCAUGAAUGUUUUGGGGUGUUUUAUGUUUUAUUCACUGUACCUCUAGCCUGGGAGAUAAUUAGUUUAAGUAAAGUAAACUCACUUAUCUCCCAGACACAGAGACGCCUGUGCGUGUUUUACCUAUGUUUUUGCUGGAGACCCCCUGCUGGGGGCCAUCUGGCCAUAAUAAGACAUUCCUGUUGUGCAAGUCUCAACUGAUGUUUGGGUAUGCGAAUGACGAAGAGCUAUAUUUCACAUGACCCUGCUGAAUUUUGGGAGAGUAUGAAUGAACGUACUAAACAAAGUACAGGGGGUUCAUUAUACUAUCUAUCUAUCUGUUUAUCUAUCUGCUUGUAUGUCUGUCUGUCUGUCUCUCUGAUGAAGUCAUCUUUAGUACUAAUCACUUUUUCUUUCAGCUGGGGAAAAUGGGGCCCAACGUUCUGGUGUCCAUAUGGCUAUCUAAUGGCCUUCUCACUGAGGGUAGAGGGCUCUCAAGGACAGGGAGAUGACACUGCGGCAAACAACAUCAAAUUGAAAUGCUCAGAUGGUAGCAUUCUCGAAGGAAAUGGCCUCUAUUGGGGGACUUAUGGAGACUGGAGCAGCAACUGCACCAUGGGUGUUUGUGGAAUUGAGUCAAAGGUAGAAGAUUCCCAACCUGUGGGAGAUAACACAGCUCUCAACGAUGUGAGAUUUACCUGCUGUGACGGGCAACCAACACUACAUGCACAGGCAACAGGGCACUGA